AUGGCAGGACGCGGUGGACCUAAGAAAGAAUUGGACCCUGAAGAGCUGAUGAAACGAAAGUUUCACGCAAAAUGUCUAUUCCGUGCUUUGGGGCGUAUGGUUAUGGCAAAUGCUUACUGGCUAAUUGAAGGAGUAGACCACUAUGAGGGCUUAGACGACGUCAAACGGAGGGUAGAACAAGCCGUGCGCGGGAAAGCGAAGAAGAAGCAUUUGUUAAGCAUACACGAUAAAGCUCUCUUAAACAAGCCCGCAGAGGAACGUACUGAUCAAGAAAAGAAGUAUAUUUUUCGUAUAAUAGGUGGUUUGAAAUGUUUCAAAAGGUAUCCGAACCAUGUCAAGAAAAAGCUUGCCGCCGUAACAUAUUUCAAGUACUAUGGACCCGGAAGAACUAUAGUACGUCAGCACCACGAAGCACACGCUCUUUACUUCAUCAUCACCGGUGAUGUAGUCGUUAGCCAGAUGAUCUUCGAUGAACUCCUUCAGCAAUAUGUCUCCAUCGAAGUUGGUGUGAUGCACCCGGGUGAUAUGUUCGGAGAAGUUUCUCUCUUGCACAAUAUACCCAGAACCGCGACUGUAUCUACAACUGGCCAUUGCGAAUUACUUGCUCUGAUGAAGGAGGAUUUCAAGAAUGUCCUACAAGCGUCUGUGCAAAAGCAGUGGGAUGAAGUACGACGUGCUAUGUCAGCGUUUACCUACUUCGACGCCCUCGACGAGGUGGCGCGCCGCGAAGGUUGUAUUGUUGCCAAGAUGAAGUCGUAUGAACCGAACGAGACUCUUCUCGGAGAUGGCGUGGGCGUCGCCAAUUUCGUCUACUUCAUCCUAUCAGGCAGAUGUCAGAUGAUUGAGUCUCUACAAGUGAUCAUAACAACGCGUCUGGGUCGCAAUUAUUAUGCUCUAUAUGAUCCAUAUGUAGGUAUUCUAUUUGCAGCAGUAUUUGAUAGACCGUCACGAGUGUGUUAUCAUCUAAAGGUUGCCAAAGAAGAGAGCGAACAGGACUUUGAUACAAAAUACUUUGGCGCUUAUAAGAAUUUGAAAACAGACAGUGGGAGCACUGAAGGCAGAGAUUCAGUUGACACUAAGGCGUUAGAUCAGGGCAAUAAAAGUGACACAAAACCCAGAGCCAGUAUCCUAAAAACAGCAAGUGGCUCGAAACGCAAAUCUUCAGACACUGAAAGGCGCGAGAGUGUUCAAAUUGUUGAUCAAGACAAGCCCAGAACGAGCAAAGAAAGUGCCACAUCUACUAAUGAUGAUACAAAAUCACGCGAUUUUUUAAGACCAUCACUCGAUGGCGAUUUACGACCGUCAGUCAGGUUAAGUGUUAUUGCUGAAACAACAGCGCCGUCGCGACCACCACCGAAUUUUAAGACAUAUUUCAUGCAGGUGUGCCAGCUCAAUCCAGGCUCGAGUUUCGGUUUCGGUGAGAAUAUGCGAGAUCGCCGUAUUGUUGCGCUUACGCAUGUGGAUUGCAUGCUUUUGCCAAAAAUAUGGUUGUUACAGCGAAACACAGCAAAUAUUUGGACUAGAAUUCAACACUAUUUGGAAAAGAAGAUACCAACGAAGAAGCAACUGUUUAAAGAGUUCGUGUCGUCCAGACGUUGGCAGGAGUUUCGCGAAGAACUGGUGGAUGACGUCAUUGCUCGUUCUAAUACGGUCAAUUGGACCUCCGUCCACGACGUACCAUAUUCUAUUCGAAUGGAAGAGAUUACAAUUUAUGUAAUUACAACUAACAACUUGAAUUUAAUCCGAGCGACAGCAGCGCUUUUAACGAAGGUUUAUCGCCGAACUGGAUUCGGUGCGGUGCGAACAGAUUCUACUCUGUCGAAGAGAGUCUUCGCAUGUGACAGUCUGAUGGGCAUUCGCCAGAAUCCCUGGACACCUACCAAGCGACGUGGUCCGAUUGCUGCUGAAGCUGCCAGUCCUGGCCCAGCCGUUGUGUCUUUGCCUUCACUUAUUGGCAAACCUCCUCCCGAGUCACGCAAAUCAAGAGCACCAGCUUUCACGUUUGGCCAGAAGUUGGACCCAGCUGGAAAGGAAAAGACCGGCCCAGGGCCCGCUACUUACAACACCGAGGGAAUGACAGCGAAAGCUCCGAACAUUUAUUCUAUGCCACCGGUACUCGGCGAGGCAAGGGAAGGCAGCAAGCGAGCAGCACCUGCGUUCAGCAUCACCGGAAGAGGGAAAGCAGUGGAGUCCAAAACUCCUUUACCUGGUCCCGGGACAUAUACUAUGGACAAAGCAGCAACUGUAGUUACAAAAAGGCCACCAGCAUAUACUAUGGCACCCAGGCGGGAAGUCAAACAUCCGUCAGCCGCUGUACCUGGCCCUGGAGUGUACUGCCCUGAAAAGGUCGAACACCAGCAUAUAGUAACAAAGCACACAAUAUCGAGCAAGAUGAAAACCGGAAAUUACGAACAAGUGCCAGCACCUAACGCUUACAAUCCAGAAAAGGCCGACAGACUUCUACGGGAGAAGUCACCCGCUUUUUCUUUUCGGGUAAAGACAGAGGUCAUAAAAUCUCUUAAUGCCCCUGGCCCAAACGUAUAUUCGCCUGAAAAGUCUAUUCAUUCUCUUAAAAAUGGACCAAAAUACACCCUCGCAGGCAAGGGUGCUGCUGAAAAACAUGAGAAAACGCCAGCUCCUAAUUCAUAUAAUCCUCAAAAAGCCGAUAAAGUUUUGCAUGAAUCAUCUCCGUCAUACACAAUGCGGCCUAAAGAAUUUGUCGAAAAAAUCGAGCAAACACCAGCGCCGAAUGUAUAUUCUCCUGAAAAAUCCGUUCAAAUUUUUCAUAGUACACCUAAAUUCAGUAUUAUUGGAAAAGGAUUGACGACUAAAAUAGAACAAACCCCUGCUCCUAAUAGCUAUAAUCCUGAAAAGGCUGACAAAGUUUUGCAUGAAAGUACUCCAGCCUAUUCUUUUCGAAUUAAAGAUCAACAUAUAGUGAGAAGUGAAUCACCAGCUCCUAACGUUUAUUCACCUGAAAAAUCCAUUCAUUCUCUAGACAAUUCUCCUAAAUUCACUAUCAGUGGAAAAGGUAAAUCUGAAAAAAUUGCUGAUACUCCAGCCCCAAAUGUAUACUGUUUAGAUAAAGCUGACAAGUUGUUACAUGACUCAUCACCGGCGUAUACAUUUCGCACGAAAGAUGAUAUUGUAAUAGAUAGUACCAAUCCGGCACCUAAUAUUUAUGCACCAGAGAAAUGUAUUCGUAUGCUAGAAAGCUCACCAAAGUUUACAAUUUCUGGGAAGGCACGUACACCUAAGAUUGAUAAUUUACCAGCUCCUAAUGCCUAUACUCCAGAUAAAGCUGACAAACUCCUUCACGAAAGUACUCCUGCAUUUACAUUUCGGCCUAAAAAUCUUAUAGAAAAAUCUAACGACACUCCAGCGCCUAAUAUGUAUGAUCCACGUUUAUUUGAUGGAUCUCCAAAAUUCACGAUUCCCGGAAAAGGCCAAUCUGGUAAACAACCGGAUGUUCCAGCACCAAACGCAUAUGAUCCUCAUCUUCAGAGUAAUUCUCCUAAAUUUUCAUUAGCUGGAAAAGGCAGAGAAGGUAAACCUUUUGACACACCAGGACCUAACUACUACGACCCUACUUUACCAAGCAGUACCCCAAAAUUUACAAUUUCCGGAAAAGGCCCCGAUGGAAAAGCCUCUGAUGUACCCGGUCCUAAUGUAUACAAUCCUCAUUUAUCUGACGGCACUCCUAAAUUUACGAUUUCUGGAAAAGGACCGUCGCCAAAGCUUAUGGACACACCAGGACCAGCUGCAUAUGAUCCACGUUUAUCAAAUACUACUCCAAGAUUCACUAUAUCAGGAAAAGGACCUGAUUCAAAAAUUUCAGAUGUACCAGCUCCAAAUUCUUAUAACCCUCAUCUUUUAGAUAAUACGCCAAAGUUUACAAUUCAUGGAAAAGGAAAACCAGAUAAAAUACCAGAUACGCCAGCCCCAAAUACUUAUGACCCCAAUAUAAUAGCCCUGGAUGGCGCACCAAAAUAUAGUUUUGGGCAUAAAGCACCAUCAGCAAAGCCGUCUAAUUAUCCACCGCCAAAUGCUUAUAAUCCCCAAAAUGCAGAUAAAGUUAUUCAUGGGAAUUCACCAGCAUUUACUUUCAGUCCGAGAAUUGAUGAUGGAAAAAUUCCUAACACUCCGGCUCCAAAUUAUUAUGACCCAGAUAAAGGUGCUAAAGCUACACAUCCAACCGGGCCAGCGUAUACGUUUAGACCAAAAAUAGAAAAUGGAAAAAUCGUUAACACCCCUGCGCCUAAUGCGUAUAACCCUGAAAUAGCGAAUAAAAUUAUAUUUGAGAAAAAUCCCUUAUAUUCUUUAUAUCCAAAGGGCAAAGAAGACAAAAUUAGUGACGUACCAGCACCGAAUGUUUACAGUCCCGAAAAAGCUGAUAAAAUUUUGAUGGAUAGUGCACCUCGAUACUCAUUUAGAAUUAAAACAAAACUUCCAAAAGCAGAUAAUGUACCUGCGCCUAAUUCGUAUAAACCAGAUAAAGCUGACAAAGUAUUGCUUCAUAAUGCCCCUCAGUACACUUUCAGAAUAAAGACUGACGCCCUUAAAGUUUUAAAUACACCAGCACCUAACUCGUACACUUUACCAGUGCCUGUGAAGACACCUCUGUACACAAUAUCAGGAAGGCACAAGGAACCAAUCGAUGAACGUUUAAAGGUACCAGCUCCUGGAAGUUACGAUCCAGAAAAGAGUUCUAAGUUUGUGCUAACAUAUUCUCCGCAGUACACAUUUGGUGUUAAGAUUCACACAGAUAAAUAUGCAGAAACGCCAGCUCCUAACACUUACCGCAUUCCAUCAGUUCUUGAUUCACCGGUAUACACGAUUUCGGGCCGGCAUAAGGUACCAAUAGAUGAUCGUGUAAAAGUACCAGCACCUGGCACAUAUUCACCUGAGAAGGUGCUGUUAAAUAGAACUCCACAAAUAACGUUUGGAAUAAAGCAUUCUCCUUUGCUUGGGCAGUUAAAACCGAUAGCCUCUCAAAGGAAUCACACGGAACUGAUUGACAAAAAAAAUUAA
Molecule: messenger RNA, 5031 nt
Organism: Leptosia nina
Lineage: Eukaryota; Metazoa; Arthropoda; Insecta; Lepidoptera; Pieridae
Source: the annotation of a GenBank genome assembly